AUUUGACGUGUUUAGGUUAUGAAUAUAGAUAAAUAUUGUCAAAAUGUUAAUAAUUUGAUGGAAUAAAUUAAAACGUAUCAAAUUUUGGUCGGAUAUAAUAAGAAACAGUGCAACGUGUACUCAUAUACGAUAUCCACACGAUGGGUACUGCCGUAAGCCGAAACUUGGACCUAAACACAAAUGAAUAUUUAGAAAAAUUUGUUGGCAAGCAAAGUAUCAGCGCUAAUGAUCCGUUUUGGAAUAGAUUUUUAGCGUUUAAUAUUAUUCCACCUACAACAACGAACGAUCAAUUGGUCCUAGAAUCUAGAAUUGAAAACUUAUGUCAAGAGUUAGUCAAAAAUAACGUUGAGUCUGGUAAUCUUAAUAGUUUAAUUCAGCUGUUUUUGAUUAAAUCUUCUGAACUAUUGUCUGCAGCUGAUUCUGAUGCGAAUCUAUUUAGUUGGCAAGUUUUUAAUACACUGUUUACUAUUCGCUGUAUUUUAAAAUUCCUCACAGAAACAGUCAAUGAGGAACAACUUAUUCAACACAUUGAAGUAAAUGGUCCUGGUAAUGUGAUUGAAUCACUUAUAGGAGCAUUAGUAGGCAUAAUUGUUGAUGUACCAGUGAAAGAAUCGACUUAUGCAGUCCAUUUAGAGGCAGUAACAUGUCUAUUAAUAUUUUUGUCAGUUCAGUUUCACUCUGGAAGGAGAUCAGACCAAAGCAAUAUAUAUCACUUAAUAAUGAAAGGGAAGCAUGUGAUUCAUGCCCCUGUGCUAGUAAAAUGCUUAUUGACCAAUUUUAUAAAUCAGGAACCAACACCAGCUGCAUAUGGAACAAAUCAUGGUCAAAGUAUUGUUCUAGGUCUAGCAUCAGAGUUGUGGUCAAUGUUAACUUUUAGUAAGAAAUCAACAGAAAAUCUUACAGUUCCAGAACACAGUGAUUAUCAACAGGCUCCACUAGCAACACACAGCCUGUUACUAGUUUUGGUGCUGGUACACCACUGGACAACUCAUUCUAAUCCCUACAGAAUUAGUCUAUUUUCAUGUGUGAAUAGUCAAGAUAAUAAUUCUAUUUGUCCAAUUGAGUCAGGAACCUUGUUCAAAAUAGAUUUUGAUGCUUUGUAUGUAACCUUGUGCAAGAAAGCUUCAGGUGACUCCGCAACAUUAUUAUUGUACCUGUUAUUACACCGGAAUCCCGCAUUUAAAACAUAUUUAUUGGGAAGACUAGAUCUUGAGUCACUGAUCAUCCCAAUUUUGAAGACACUUUACAAUGCACCCAACAGCAACUCUCAUCACAUUUAUAUGUCCCUCAUUAUCCUAUUAAUAUUAAGUGAAGAUGAGACUUUCAAUAAAAUGAUACACCAAACAAAAUUAAAAAACGUCCUAUGGUAUACUGAAAGAGCUUUAUCUGAAGUAUCCCUUGGUGGCCUUUUGAUAUUGGUAGUGAUAAGAACAAUACAGUACAACAUGUUAAAAAUGCGUGACAAAUAUCUGCAUACAAAUUGUCUGGCGGCACUGGCAAACAUGUCGGGACAAUUUAGAGAAUUACAUCCAUAUGUGAGCCAGAGAUUUGUAUCACUGUUUGAAACUAUAGCAAAGAAAUACCAAAGAUUAAACAAGCAAAUGGAUAACUCCAAAAAUUCCAAUGAAGUUGCAGUAACUGUAAAUCAGGACGCAACUGAUUUGGAACAAGACAUCGCCGUCUUAGAAGAAGUAAUGCGGAUGGUUUUGGAAAUUUUAAAUUCCUGCAUGUCCUUUCAGCUAAGCAAUAAUCCGAAUUUAAUAUAUACUUUAUUAUACAAUAAACAUAUGUUUGAGGCAUUUAAGGAUAACGUUGUUUUCCAAGAUAUCAUUCACAACAUCAUCCUCGUUAUCCAGUAUUUUUCGGAAUUGUUAAAGGAAAAAUCGCAGCAACAUGAAGUGGAUGCGCACCAAGUGUUACUGGUUAUACAGCAGGGGGCGAAAAAUUGGCCCAAAGAAAAAUUAACGAAAUUUCCUGAUCUAAAAUUCAAGUAUGUAGAAGAAGAUCAACCAGAAGAGUUUUUCAUUCCAUAUGUGUGGGCACUUGUUAGUCAACAAUCAGUAUUACAUUGGACAAAUGAUGUGUCGCCCAUUCUUACAACAGUCUGCUAACAAUUAAUUUUAAAUGAAUGACAAUACAGUUUUCAUUAUACUUGUAUAUAUAAAUAUAUAUUAUUUUUCCAAUUUAUUUAUGAGAUGUUUAUGUUGAAAUGUUGUACCUUUUGUAAUAAUAUAUUUGUUAGUAUA
Aethina tumida (small hive beetle) is the source of this 2246-nucleotide messenger RNA. RefSeq names its product dymeclin. The transcript has 8 exons. Gene Ontology annotation, cellular component: Golgi apparatus. The record is from RefSeq and is a predicted model, not a curated record. Gene Ontology annotation, biological process: Golgi organization. Bases 141 to 2111 code for a protein of 656 amino acids. NCBI's taxonomy places the organism in Eukaryota, Metazoa, Arthropoda, Insecta, Coleoptera, Nitidulidae.